Topomyia yanbarensis is the source of this 4222-nucleotide messenger RNA. RefSeq names its product phospholipid-transporting ATPase IF. Gene Ontology annotation, molecular function: ATPase-coupled intramembrane lipid carrier activity; ATP binding; magnesium ion binding. Gene Ontology annotation, cellular component: endoplasmic reticulum; trans-Golgi network; plasma membrane. Gene Ontology annotation, biological process: phospholipid translocation. The record is from RefSeq and is a predicted model, not a curated record. The transcript is spliced from 9 exons. Bases 1 to 4083 code for a protein of 1360 amino acids. Lineage: Eukaryota; Metazoa; Arthropoda; Insecta; Diptera; Culicidae.
AUGGAUUACGGCCUGGGGUGCAGUGCCGUUCCGGCUGAUGGACGCACGAGUCGCGAGGCAGUACAUCUGCAUCACCCUGGCGGAGGAUAUCGAUUGCUAAAACCAGAGGAUCACCAGAGACACAGUCCGGUAUCGCCGCUGACCUCGCUGGCACCGCUGGUGUUCGUAAUAUCCGUCACGGCCGCCAAGCAGGGCUACGAAAACUACCUGCGCUACCGGGUGGACAACAUGGUCAACUAUGCGCUGGUGACGGUCGUUCGAAACGGUACCGAAAUGGACAUCCGCAGUCAGGACAUCCGCCAGGGGGAUAUCGUACUGACGGCGCGGGAUUGUGACAUCCCGUGCGAUCUGGUACUGCUGAAGUCGUCGGAUGAGGGGGGAAAGUGCUACGUUACGACGGCUAAUCUGGACGGCGAAACGAAUCUGAAGACGAUGCUGGUGCCGAAAGGGAUCCCGGAUUUGCCGGUUGAUAAACUGCACACACUGGGGAGGAUCGAGUGUGAGCUACCGAAAACGGAUCUGUACACGUUCAACGGGAAGAUAGAGUUGGCGGAAAUGCACUGCAGGCAGGACGUGACGGUCGUUGAAGGGGUGGAGACGGAGUUUCACGUGGUACCGCUGAUGGCGGAGAAUCUUUUGUUGAGAGGGUCGCGACUGAAGAAUACGGAGUGGGCGAUCGGGUGUGCGGUUUACACCGGACAGAACUCGAAGCUGGCGUUGAACAGCAAGAUGACGAGUAACAAAAUGAGUUCUAGCGAAAGCUUCAUCAACAAGUUCCUGGUGUUUUUCUUGGUGCUACUGGUUUCGAUCGUGAUGGUGUCAUUCUUCAUGAAACGAUAUAAUGAUCGUUAUCACCACGAGAACAAUCACUAUCUGGGCGAAUAUCUGAUGACCUACCGAGUGUCGCAGUUCCUGCAGGAUUUCUUCUCGUUCCUAAUUCUGUUUAAUUACCUGAUACCGAUUUCGCUGUACGUGACAAUUGAAAUGGCCAAGUUUUUGGGCGGAUUCUAUCUUGAAUGGGACUUGCAGCUGUACGACGAAGAAACUGAUCAACCCUGUAUUGUGAACACUUCGGAUAUCAACGAAGAAUUGGGACAGGUUUCGAUUUUGUUUUCCGACAAGACCGGUACCCUGACCAAGAACAUCAUGAUCUUCCAGCAGUGCUCGAUCAAUGGUAAAAUGUACAGUCAGAAGGGUCGAAGACUUCAGGAGGUCGGCCGGAACCAUGCGCUGAAAAUCAACGAGUGUUCGCGUCACGUUUACAACUUUUUCGAAGCUCUGGCCGUCUGCCAUACCGUGCAGGUGGCAGGUGACUACACCAACGAAGCCGACGACCCGGAAGCAGACGAGGAAGAGUCCGAAGACAGCGAUCGGAUGUUGGAACCAAACAACAACCGAACGGUCCGUAACUUUUCGCACAUCUCCGAGGAGAUCGAGGCUAGCCUCAGCAAUCAGUCGACUCUGAACGAACCGGAUUUCAUUCAACUGAAACAUCUAGGAGCUAGGAAUAGAACUCCAAUUGUAGCCCCUAUAGCCGAACAACCGCGCCGAGAGGUUGGCAGCGGUGAAUUCCUCAACCCCUUGCUUAGUAAAGCUAGUGAACAACCGAAGAUUUCCUUUUUAGAAAAUGCAUCCGCUCCAAUCGGCAGUGUCCCCGGCGGUGAUUCAAGACCGAUGAGCGAACCGGUCAUUCGUCGUCCCGGUAGCAUUUUCACCGGCCAGGACAACCGAGUGCACCCGGUAUCGCUGCAGAUUCCGCCCUUCGGCCGGUCACACUCCAACGAUUCUUCGCGGCGUUCGACUCGACCGCAGAGUUUGGUGGAGUCUACCACAUCCGAGGAGGUAACAGCGGAUCGUCCCCGCGACUGUAGUGUCCUACAGAACGGCAGCAAUGGCUAUUUGAACAGCUCGCUGCAAUCGAUGGAACUAAAGCGAGCGGUAUCGGCGUACGAGGAAAAGUCCGAGACUGAUCGAGCGGUGAAGACUCACCGUCGCACGCAAUCGCACAUUCCACCGGGGAUGGCCAUCAGGAGUAACGGGGGGGUAGAAAGGGGUCGCGGAUCGAUAUCAUUUCGGAGGGACCGUAACUCGAUUCGGUCAACAGCCAGAGAGUACUACGCAGCCCCGUCCUACACGGAGGCCUCGUUGAUUGAACGACAGCAGUCGGUAAUGAAGCAGGAGGAGGUGCUUUCUUUCAUUCGCAAGAUGGACUAUCAGGCCUCCAGUCCGGACGAGAAGGCCCUGGUGGAGGCGUGCGCCAAGAUGGGUCUCGUUUACGUCGGAGAUGACUCGGACGUGUUGAGCAUCAAGCUACGGGAGUCGUGCGUUAAGCGGAACGUUAAAUCCGUGUACGGUGAGCCACCGAAGGAAGAGCUCGUAAAAUACCAAAGGUUGGGUGUCCUGGAGUUUACCUCGGACCGCAAGCGGAUGAGUGUAAUUAUUCGCGAUGCCCAGGGACAAAUAUGGCUGUAUACCAAAGGGGCGGAAAGUCACGUACUGCCGCUGUGUACGAAGACCGCCUCCGGGCUGGUGAUAUCAACGCAGAGACAUAUCAACGAGUUCGCCAAACAGGGCCUGCGCACGUUGGCUGUAGCGAGGCGAAAAUUGACACAGAUAGAGUUUUCCAACUACAGAAACGAACUAAUACAGGCGGGUAGUUCGUUGACGGAUCGUGCCGCGAAGAUAGAGGAAUGCCAGCGUAAAAUAGAGACGGGGUUGGAGUUGCUGGGGGCUACCGCCGUUGAGGAUGCCCUCCAGGAUGACAUCCGGGAUACGCUGGAAUCCCUGCGGAAGGCCGGCAUCAAGGUGUGGGUUCUGACCGGUGAUAAGGUAGAGACCGCCCUGAACAUCGCUCUCAGCUGUGGGCACAUCCCGGACAAUGCCUUCCGGUACUUUGUUACCGAGUGCACCACCGUGGAGCAGGUUCAGCAGCACUUUGAUGUGUUCUCGUUCGAGAUGUUUCGGGCACCGGAGCGCGAGUAUGCGCUGCUUAUCGAUGGAGCGAGUUUGACGAUUGCGUUGACACACUUGAAGGAGGUGUUCCGAGAUGUAUCGAUCAAAUGCCGAGCGGUGCUCUGCUGUCGGCUCAGUCCACUGCAGAAGUGUGAAGUGGUACAGCUUAUGAAAACGGUGGAGAGUGGGCCGGUGACGGCAGCAAUCGGAGAUGGAGCGAAUGACGUGUCGAUGAUUCAGGAAGCGCACGUUGGGAUCGGAAUUGUCGGGAAGGAAGGUCGGCAGGCUGCGCGGUGUGCGGAUUAUGCUUUGGCAAAGUUUUGUAUGAUCAAAAAGUUGCUACUAGUGCAUGGUCACUUUUUCUCGACACGGCUGGCUAUUCUAGUGCUAUAUUUCUUCUACAAGAACAUGAUCUUCAUGGGGAUCCAGUUCUUUUUCCAGAUCCACAGCAUGUUCUCAUCGCAGUCCGUGUACGACUCGGUAUUCCUAAUGUUGUACAAUGUACUGUACACCUCGCUUCCUGUGCUAAUUCUAGCCUUAACUGAGAAACCGUACAAAGAGGAGUUAUUGAUGAAGGAACCUUCGCUCUACCAGCGAGUAGCCGGUAACAAACAAUACGCGUGGAAGUACUUCCUGGGCUGGAUAUUCCUAGCCCUAUACCAUUCAACAAUCGUCUACGUAUUCUGUUGGAUAGUUUGGGGAACCAAUUCAGCAAUCUACGCCUGGUGGCCUUCGACUGCUAACUUCGCCUGCUUCGGCACAAUAAUGAUCCAUAACGUAGUUGUUCUGGCGAACCUGAAACUGCUGCUAGAGGCGAUGUACAAGAGCUACAUCUUCAUCGCCAGUAUCUGGCUGUCGAUCUUCGGCUUCAUGGGGACGACCUUCAUCUACAACCUGUUCCACCUGAACUACGACGGUGAUAUGCUGCAGGUGUACAACAACUUGUUGUCCUCGAUGACAUUUUGGGUACUGAGCCUCUUGAUUUUAGUGGCUGCUUUUCUGCCGGACUUCACGCUGUUCGCGGGGCGAGCAAUCGGCAUCAAAGUAGGCCAAAUUUACCCGGGAGGAGCAAAGUACCGUGGUGUGUUCUUCCAGCGGCGGAAUCCGGGCAUAGAGAGUACGUACCUGUGACGAAUUGUGGGUUUAUUUUUGUCUUUCCAGCAUGACAUGCUAACGUGCCAAGUUAGGGUUAGGAUUCGUUGUACUGUGCCUUAAGUUAUUGCUGCUGCAGCGAUUUAUGUGUGUGUGAUAGAUAAUUCCAGUAUUUUAG